AGUUCCAUUACGCAAGAUACGUGUAGUUGUUAUAUUGGGUUGCUUGCUUAGUUUUCUUCUAUACUUUUUCAGGAAAGGGCACAUUUUUCUCGUUAUUUAAUUCAAAUAUACCUUAAGGUCGAUUGUUUGCCUAAACCAGAUACAUUAAGGGGGUAUAAACAGAUAAACAAACUAAAACUAAAAUUGUUUCUACUGCAUAUGCCUUUGACGUAAGCCACCAGCGCGGGAGUUCUUCGUCAUUCAGUCCUUCUUUUUGCAGUGUUCUGAGUUUUAUGGUUCCGACCACUUCGAUUUGCAUCGUUAUAACGUACCAAUAUCAUUGUAAUGGGACUUGAAGAUUCUAGUUCUUCCAAGCCAACCACUAUUGCUUCAUCUCUCAGGCAUGGCACCUAAAAUGAGAACCCGUGGAACCACAAGAACACUACAAUCCAGCAACGAUGAAGAGACAAAAACUAAUGCCCACAGUGAGGACUCCCCAUUGGAGGUUGGUCAGGCAGUCAGGGGGAAGAGGAAAGGGACUGGAAAACAGGAGAGUUCAAAGGCAAAAAAAUCCCCUGUACAACCACAGUAUUGUCACUGGCUGAUGAAGUCAGAGCCAGAGAGCCGCUUGGAAAAUGGCAUAGAUGUCAAGUUUGGGAUCGAGGAUCUGAAGACUCUUCCCAACCAAACUGGGUGUUGGGAUGGUGUUCGGAACUACCAAGCCCGUAACUUCAUGCGAGACAUGAAAGAGGGGCAGCAUGCAUUCUUCUACCACAGCAACUGCAAGGAGCCUGGAAUAGCUGGAGUUAUGAAGAUUGUAAAGGAGUCCUAUGUGGACCACACUCAGUUUGACAAGAAAGAUGUCCAUUACGACGCCUCCAGCAAGGCAGACAACCCCAAAUGGAGUAUGGUUGAUGUCCAGUUUGAGAGGAUGUUGAAGCGCUUCAUUCCUCUGUCUGAGUUGAAGAAGAUCCACCUGCAGCACAAGGCCAAAGGCGGGUCCCUGAAUGGCAUGGCUCUCUUCACCAGGGCCAGGCUGUCUGUCCAGCCCCUCACCAGUGAGGAAUUUGAAUUUGUCCUGAGUUUGGAGGACAAUGACCCACUGUGAAGAUUUUGACAAGAUGACCUGGAGAAGUUUUCCUGUCUUGUGUAUGAUGAUGCUGAUAAUGUUUACUGUAGGUGAGAUCUAUUGAACCAUUAUGCUUGUAUUAAAUGAAAAUUGUCUCAAGGUUUCUGUGUUUGUCAAGAGACAGCCUGGAGUUUAUUUCUAAUAUUAAAGAGGUAUUAUUGACAGUU
Messenger RNA from Oncorhynchus keta (chum salmon), 1275 nucleotides. RefSeq names its product thymocyte nuclear protein 1 (gene thyn1). The record is from RefSeq and is a predicted model, not a curated record. The transcript is spliced from 7 exons. NCBI's taxonomy places the organism in Eukaryota, Metazoa, Chordata, Actinopteri, Salmoniformes, Salmonidae. The coding region runs from base 383 to 1087 and encodes 234 amino acids. Gene Ontology annotation, cellular component: nucleus.